AUGGAGGGAUUACAAGUAUUUGAGGAUUGGUUUGAUGGAGCAGGAGCAGGAGCAACAGCAGAUGACUGCACCUCAAAAUCUAUUCCCCUUGAAACAUUAGAGGUGAGUUCGUGUCCAAACAUCACAUCUCUUUUUCUGGCGGAUGUUAGACUUGAAGCACUGAGAAAAUUGAGAAUUGAAGGUUGCCCCAAUCUGAUUUCUCUGGGUGGACUGCAACAAGUGGAAAGUGGCAUUGAGAAAUUCCAGCUUAUUGUCAGUGAAGUUGUUAUAGAUGACCCAUCCUUGUUGCCAACGGUAAGUGUCGCCUACUUGGAAAAGCUCACAAUUUGUAAUAAUGAUGUGCUGCUUUCUUUUCCAAUUGAGGUGGAACAGUGGUUUCCCCACGUUAGCUCAUCCCUUCGUGAGUUGAGCUUUAGAGGCCUCAAAUCCCUGCAGUCUAUCCCUUCCUCCUUGGAACGCCUCUCUUCACUUAAGAUUCUACGCGUCGAAGAUGUUCCUCAGCUCCAGCAGCUUCUACACAUCCCCGCCUCCCUGGAAGAAUUACAUCUUGAAUUACUGAAAUCAUUGCAGUGCCUGCCAACGGAUUUGUCGGCCAUCUUAUCCCUGGAGCGACUAGAAUUAGAAUGCAUUCCACUCCUCAAACCAUUUCCAGACCUCCCUUCCUCCUUGAAGUCACUGACUCUAUGGUUUCUUUAUAACAUAGAGUGUCUGCCAUCUUCUCUGUCGGCCAUCUCAUCCCUCGAGCAACUACAAUUAUGUAAGAUUCAGCUCCUCAAAUCAUUGCCUAGCCUCCCCUCCUCCUUGGCGUCACUGAAGCUAUAUUGGCUUUAUAACCUAGAGUGCCUGCCAACUUCUUUGUCGGCCAUCUCAUCCCUCAAGCAACUAGAAUUAUAUAAAAUUCCACUCCUCAAAUCAUUGCCAGACCUCCCUUCCUCCUUGUAUUCACUGUUUCUACAUGAGCUUGAUAACCUAGAGUGCCUGCCAUCUUCUUUGUCGGCCAUCUCAUCCCUCAAGUUUCUAGAAUUAGAGUACAUUCCACUCCUCAAAUCAUUGCCAGACCUCCCUUCCUCUUUGCAUUCACUGGAACUAAGUAAUCUUGAUAACCUACACUGCCUGCCAUCUUCUUUGUCCGCCAUCUCAUCCCUCAACCGUCUAAAAUUAGAAAGCAUUCCACUCCUCAAAUCAUUGCCAAACCUCCCUUCCUCCUUGAAUUAUGUGAAUAUAAAUAGUCUUAAUAACCUAGCCUCUACCGACUAG
This is a messenger RNA of Phalaenopsis equestris, 1257 nucleotides long. RefSeq names its product disease resistance protein LAZ5-like. The record is from RefSeq and is a predicted model, not a curated record. Lineage: Eukaryota; Viridiplantae; Streptophyta; Magnoliopsida; Asparagales; Orchidaceae. The transcript is spliced from 3 exons. Bases 1 to 1257 code for a protein of 418 amino acids.